AUGCUACAGGUCUUGUCGCACCGCCAUUCGAGUCGUCGUACCAGCCGUCGUUUUGAUGAUGGUAGUAGACGUUCACGAAGCUCGGAACGAUACCAUCGCCAUCGUCGUAGCCGUCGCAGUCGCUCUGACUCUUCUGAUCGAUACCUGUAUAGGUCGGAAUCUAUUUCUCCGGAUCGCAGAUACUCCAGCCGUAGAGAUUCAUCGACAUACGGUGGCCGAAUUCGUGUCGAUGGUGCGAAGCCUAGUCACUGCUUGGGAGUGUUCGGGCUAAGUGUGUACACCACGGAACCGCAUCUAGUAAGCAUCUUCAGUCAAUAUGGAAUAGUCGAAAAGGCGUACGUGGUUUACGAUGCAAAGACCAGAAUAUCGCGAGGAUUUGGGUUUGUAUACUUCCAAACGGUGGAAGAGGCUUCCUUGGCUCGUUCGUAUUGUAACGGAAUGGAAUAUCACGGUCGGCGCAUACGGGUAGACUUUUCUAUCACGGAUCGGCCUCAUCCCCCUACUCCAGGAGUAUAUAAAGGGCGAGUCGCUGAAAGUCGCUCUCCAUCUCCUCGUGAAUACUCGCAUCGUAGUCGCCAGCGCUAUCAUUGA
This is a messenger RNA of Anopheles coustani, 591 nucleotides long. RefSeq names its product transformer-2 protein homolog alpha-like. Gene Ontology annotation, molecular function: RNA binding. The record is from RefSeq and is a predicted model, not a curated record. Bases 1 to 591 code for a protein of 196 amino acids. Gene Ontology annotation, cellular component: spliceosomal complex. Gene Ontology annotation, biological process: positive regulation of mRNA splicing, via spliceosome. NCBI's taxonomy places the organism in Eukaryota, Metazoa, Arthropoda, Insecta, Diptera, Culicidae. The transcript is spliced from 2 exons.